Molecule: messenger RNA, 1762 nt
Organism: Naegleria gruberi
Lineage: Eukaryota; Heterolobosea; Eutetramitea; Acrasida; Naegleriidae
Product: WD40 repeat domain-containing protein
Exons: 1
Coding region: 7-1728 (573 amino acids)
Molecular function (GO): protein binding
Source: RefSeq, a predicted model, not a curated record
CAAAAUAUGACGGAACAAUGCAACACAACAAACCAAAAUUUGAACAUCACUAUGGAAGAUAUCCAAUUAACUACAACCCCUCCUUCGAAGCUACAAACAAUAGAUAGGAGAAAAAACUUUGUUAAUAGAAAUGAUCUGGUGAGAUUGAUUGUGCAAGCAUUGUAUACUUUGGAUUAUAAAGAAAGUGCAGAUUUGUUGGAAAAAGAGUCUGGCAUUGAUUACCUUUCAAAAGAUAUUUUACAGUUAAAAAAUUGUAUUUUAAAAGGAGAUUGGAAUCAAUCACUCAAUAUAAUUGAUCAAACACUAAACAACUCAAAUUGUAAGAAUAUUAAUGCCGUAAAGUAUUACAUACUCGAGGAAAAAUAUAUGGAACAACUUUGUGAUAGAAAUGCAGAAAAAGCAUUGAUUACUUUAAGAGAAGAGAUUACUCCUCUUGUAGUAUCAAUUCCCACUCAAAACAAUUAUACUUCUACUGUUACUAACAAUAGUACAAUAACUGUACAUAAUUUACAACAAUUAGCAAGUUAUCUUGUUUGCACUAAUAUAGAAGAUUUGAAAAAUUUGUCUAAAUGGAAAAGUAUCGAAGGUGGAUCAAGAAAUGAACUUUUGGAACAAAUUCAAAAAUUGAUUUCCCCUUCAUUGAUUAUUCCAGAAAACAAAUUAGAACAACUAUUAUUAACUGCCGUAGAAAAUCAAAAAAGAGAUUCAAUGAGUGAUGAGGAUAUUGAUGAAAAUGAUAUGGAUGAGUCUGAAGAUGGAGUUGUAUUGUUGAGCAAAAAGUUUUCAAUUAAUGAAGAAACUUCCAUUAGGAAAAUUCCAAACAAGAUACUACUUACUUUGGAGGAUCACGGUGACGAAGUUUGGAUAUGUAAAUUUUCUAAUAAUGGACAAUUACUGGCAACUUCUAGUAUUGACCAUUGUAUCAAUAUUUAUUCUGUUGAAGAAGUGUUAUCGAUAGAAAAAACGAGCCCAAAAUUCAAAUUACUUUCCUCUGGAAAUGUAGUAUCACUUUGCUUUUCCCCGGAUGAUAAGGAUUUGCUAGCUGCAACAUGUGACGGAAACGUACACAUCUGGAAUAUUGUUAGUGGUGAACAAAGGGCUUGUUUGAAAAAUUUUUCAAAUAUUGUGGCAGCUUUUUGGAAUGAAAGUGGGAAUCAAUUUAUUACUAUUUCUUCUGAAAAAAGCUCACAAAUAUCUGUUUGGGAGAAAGAUUCAGUUACCAUUACAAAAUCAUUCAAAAUUGAUACACGUAUUCAGGAUGCUUCUUUAUUGAAAGAUAAUUUAAUUAUCGUGGCUACUCAUGAAAGACAAUUACUUUGUUACAAUUUGGAGGAGAAAAAACUUGUAGAGAAAAUGAGUGAGGAUUAUCUCAUAACAAGUCUCUGUUCUAGUAAGACUGGAAGAUUUGUAUUGGUUUCUUUCUGUUCUGAAGAUGAAGAUGAACCUGCUUUAAUUCAUUUAUGGGAUUUAAGGGAAAAGAAGAUUAUUUCAACAUUUGAAGGUCUUUGGUCUUUAAAAUAUGUGAUGAGACCAAUUUUUAUGGGAAGAGAUUUGGUGAGUUGUGGAAGUGAAGAUUGUAAAAUUUAUAUUUGGAACAAAUCUACUGGUGAGCUUAUUGAGACUCUUACUGGUCAUUCAGGAGUUGUAAACUCUGUCGAUUACAAUGUAAAGUUUGGACUGAUAGCUUCUGCCAGUGACGAUACAACAGUAAAGAUUUGGCGUGAUUAAAAAUAUUUUCAACAUAAAAAAUCUAUUACUUAGU